CUUCUUCCUCCUCCUCCUUCUCCUCCCCCUCCUCCUCCUUCCUCCUCCUCCUCCACCACCUCCCCCUCCUCAUCCUCUUUUCACUCCUCCUCCUCCUUCCUCCUCCUCCUCCCUCUCCUAGGAGCCCUCUCCCCCCUUCUCCCAGACGCCUACCUCUCCCCCCUCACCUCCUCCCCCCUCCCCCUUUCUACCAUGCCCGGCAUGAUGGAGAAAGGGCCUGAGUUCCUGGGGAAGAACCGCACGGCCAACGGCAGUACCAAGAACCCGGCCGGCAGUGGCGGCGGCGGCACUUCGUCCACCAACGGCGGACUCCACUACUCGGAGCCCGAGAGCGGCUGCAGCAGCGACGACGAGCACGGUGAUGUUGGGAUGAGAGUCGGCGCCGAAUACCAAGCUCGGAUCCCUGAAUUUGAUCCUGGUGCUACAAAGUACACAGAUAAAGACAAUGGAGGAAUGCUUGUCUGGUCCCCAUAUCAUAGCAUUCCAGAUGCAAAAUUGGAUGAAUAUAUUGCAAUUGCAAAAGAGAAACAUGGCUACAAUGUUGAACAGGCACUUGGCAUGUUAUUCUGGCAUAAACAUAACAUUGAGAAGUCCCUUGCUGAUCUCCCUAAUUUCACUCCCUUCCCUGAUGAGUGGACCGUGGAAGAUAAAGUCCUCUUUGAACAAGCCUUUAGUUUUCAUGGGAAGAGUUUCCACAGGAUUCAGCAAAUGCUUCCAGAUAAGACUAUUGCAAGUCUUGUAAAAUACUACUAUUCUUGGAAAAAAACUCGGUCUCGGACAAGUUUGAUGGAUCGCCAGGCUCGAAAAUUAGCCAACAGACAUAAUCAGGGUGACAGUGAUGAUGAUGUGGAAGAAGCACACCCGAUGGAUGGGAAUGAUAGUGAUUAUGAUCCCAAAAAAGAAGCCAAAAAAGAGGGUAAUGCUGAGCAGCCUGUCCAAACUAGCAAGAUUGGACUGGGUAGGAGAGAGUAUCAGAGUUUACAACACCGACAUCAUUCUCAGCGUUCUAAGUGCCGUCCACCCAAGGGCAUGUAUCUGACUCAGGAAGAUGUGGUCGCAGUUUCUUGUAGUCCCAAUGCAGCCAACACUAUUCUCAGACAACUAGAUAUGGAGUUAAUCUCCCUAAAACGUCAGGUUCAAAAUGCUAAGCAAGUAAACAGUGCACUUAAACAGAAAAUGGAAGGGGGAAUUGAAGAAUUCAAGCCUCCUGAGUCAAAUCAGAAAAUUAAUGCCCGUUGGACCACAGAGGAGCAGCUUCUAGCAGUGCAAGGUGUCCGCAAAUAUGGUAAAGAUUUUCAAGCUAUUGCAGAUGUAAUUGGCAACAAGACUGUUGGCCAAGUGAAGAACUUCUUUGUAAACUACAGGCGUCGGUUUAACUUAGAGGAGGUAUUGCAGGAGUGGGAAGCAGAACAAGGAACCCAGGCUUCUAAUGGUGAUGCUUCUACCUUAGGGGAGGAGACAAAAGGUGCUUCUAAUGGGCCCUCAGGAAAGAGCACUGAUGAAGAAGAGGAGGCACAGACCAUUCAGGCCACCCAGUCUCUGGGCCCAUCACCUCCUGCCCCAGCUUCCACUCCAACUCCAGCAGCCCCCAUUGCCACUCUGAACCAGCCUCCACCACUGCUUCGUCCAACACUUCCUGCUGCCCCAGCUCUCCAUCGGCAGCCUCCACCACUCCAGCAGCAGGCCCGCUUCAUUCAACCUCGGCCAACUCUCAAUCAGCCACCCCCACCUCUCAUUCGCCCUGCUAAUUCCAUGCCUCCCCGUCUAAACCCAAGACCAGUUUUGUCGACAGUUGGUGGCCAACAACCACCUUCACUGAUUGGGAUUCAGACAGACUCACAGUCUUCAAUGCAUUAAGGAAAUGAAGUUGGACAGAGCUGCAGUAACUUCUAGUCCCACCAGAAUGCCAGCAUUCAUCUGGCUGUUGAAAAAGAGAGAAAGGGGAAAACCUUUCUAGAUAUUGAAGCAGAGAGUUUCAGAGUGAGGCUGCAAGUCAAUAUAUGUUGUAAUGAAACAACAUAAGUGAACGUCUACAUAAUUUUUCAGUGCACCAGACUAAAAUAAUACACAACAUGAAGCCUCCAAUUAGCCCUUUUUUCUAUGAAUAUUUGUUCAAGGAAAUUUCCCACAAAAGGAAAAAAAAAAAAAAGAUUGUGUUCUGUGCACCGAGGUUGUUUAAUUUUUACUGUAUUUAUUUUACUGGAGUUCUUUAUAUUCCAAUCUCUUUAUAUUCAAAGUUCAUAGUACAAGAAUAUGUCUAUUUAGAAAUUGUGAAAACUCCAUAGACUUUGAAAUUAAUGUGGAGUUUGGCUUUUUUGUUUGCUUUCUCAGUUUAAUUUUUAAAAAAAUAUUUUCCUAUGUUAGGAGUGAAAGAAUAAAUAGCCUGCAUUUCAGUUUUUGGCAAAUGUUCUAUAAGAAAUAGUACAAUUCAAUGCACCUUUUAAAAAAUGCAGCAGCUUGACCUUUUUUUUUUUUCCUCCAAAAAACAUUGCAUUCUUUCUAAUGGAAAUUUAGGAUAUAUAUGUGUGUGUGUCUAUAUGUAUAUAUCUAUGCAUUCCUUUGAAAGAAAGCAAUUUAAUCAAUUGCAAAGCAAUUACAUGAAGCCACAAAGAAUGUACUGAAUUUAUCCCUCUUAAGUGAUGUUGGGUCUUAAUACAAAGUUGAAUUCCUCAUAUAAAGGUUAUUGGCCCAUCAUCUACAGUAAGAGAGCUUACUACCAGUAUUGAACUGAUUCUUUUUACUUUUCAUUUAAGAAUGAGGGUGUAAUCUGUUAAAGUAUACUGUCUUUGUUUAAUUCCUUUUAAGACAAAUUCUUUUAAGAACAUUUUUUUCCUAAAUUGUUAAAUACUACAUGCUUUAAACCAAUAGUUGCAUGUAACAGCUACUAUUUGGAAGCUAUAGAAGAGAGUGUCAUUUUAUUAAUUAUGUGAAGGUGGUGGCUAUGAAAAGUUAUCUUUUUGAAAUUUGGGUUUUCUGAACUAAAAAUCGCCCCCCUCUCAUUUCAUAUGUUUUAUCUUUAAUGUUUUAUUGAUCAAUCUCCAAUGUGCUAUUUGGAUGCAUUUGUGAGUGUUCUUGCAGCACAUGAGCUUUGUCUAGGAUUUAAUCAUCAAAAUUAUUUGUUUAAAAAUUAAGAAUUUGAUAUAUGAUAUCUAAAGAUAUAUCGAGUAUGUUCAUUAAUUGUGCUGUUAACUAAAAUAGAAGUGCUGAGAUGAGAGCCUUUGUUAAGGCACCACUAUCUGUAACCUUUUCCAAUCAUUAUGUAAUUAUCAAGUACCUGCUAAGUGCUCUGUAGCACCAUGUGAUGAAAGAUAGUGUUUCAGCAGUCACAGUUUUGAUACAGAAAUUUUGAAUUCAUUAUUGGAAUCAUGACAUUGAAAAGGGAUGGCUUUGUGGAUAUAGUGCAAUUUAAGGUUAAAUUCCUAAUUUUUUAGCCUUAAGUGCAUUCUCAUAGCAGAAUUUCUUUAGCUGAUCCAAAAACAAUUCCUAAUAACCCUUAUAUUAUAGAGAGCUGAUUUUUCCUGACAUAUUGGAAAAUUAACCCGUUGGGUUCUUCAAUGCCUUGAAGCCAGUCUAAAUUUUCCUGAUUGGUUUUGAUGCUAAAAGGUACUACCACCUUUAACAUGGGUCUUUAAAGUUUACUUAGAAGCAGUUUUCCCAAAUACUAUAACUUUUUCAAGUAGUGCCAGUUUUUGACUAUUGGAAUAACUAAAUAUAUUCCUGACUUCUUAGAGAAACCAGAUGAAAUCUAACCCGUCUCCAAAUUUUCAAAAAUCCACUUAGAGCAUUUUGAAUUUAAAAUAACUAUUGGAGACAGUUACAGUAUCUUAAGGAAAGGUAUCUAAAGUAUUUUUUUUAAGUAUUUAGAUUGACUCUCACAAAUGUGCACACUAUACCUUUGCAACCUUUUUUGUCUUGUCUCUUGUCAAUAGAACUUCAGUAUACAGUAUGUGGGGUGUGUCAGUAAAGUUGGUCAACACCAGCAUCUAUCAAGCUUUUAGUACUUCGUGAUUCAGUUAAAAUCUGUUCUUUCCCAGACGUGGGCCAAGGUGCUGUAUCUGAGGGAUGUGCUACAAUUUGAUUUACAUACAUUAGAGCACAUAGUAGGGAAAUCUUAGCUUCAGUAGAAACAUAACAAAUGUAUAUAGUGAAAUGUCUUUUUUAUCGUGUGCUUUGCAUAUUAUGUAAAUACUUUGCACGUCUUCCCCCACUCCCAUCCUUUUUUUUUCUUCUCUUUUUUCUUAUUUUUUUCUUUUCUCUCUCUCUCUCUCUUUUUUUUUUUUUUUUUUUUUGGUUAAAGCAGUGUUUGGCCUAAAAGAGUGAUAUGCUUGCUGCUUAAUCAAAGGAUUAAAAAUUUAAAGAAGUCUGUGUCUUCUAUUUUUAUAUAAUUUAGCACCAUGUGAACAAAUUAGAAUCUUUUUACUGUGAAAUUUUAUAUUAAGGAAAGACAUCAAAAUACCUAAAAUUGCCAUUUUUGUUCAUUUCAGGGUAAAACAUUUUGAAAACUAAAUAACUUUGGUAACUUCUAAGAAAUCACCAAAGUAUUUUUCUGCUUAUUUAAAAAAAUAAAUGACAUGUUGACACCUCUAAUAAA
Messenger RNA from Antechinus flavipes (yellow-footed antechinus), 4591 nucleotides. It is a transcript of the gene RCOR3, whose product is annotated as REST corepressor 3. NCBI's taxonomy places the organism in Eukaryota, Metazoa, Chordata, Mammalia, Dasyuromorphia, Dasyuridae. Gene Ontology annotation, cellular component: transcription regulator complex; histone deacetylase complex. The record is from RefSeq and is a predicted model, not a curated record. Bases 193 to 1857 code for a protein of 554 amino acids. The transcript is spliced from 12 exons. Gene Ontology annotation, biological process: regulation of transcription by RNA polymerase II; negative regulation of DNA-templated transcription. Gene Ontology annotation, molecular function: transcription corepressor activity.